This is a messenger RNA of Engraulis encrasicolus (European anchovy), 2869 nucleotides long. RefSeq names its product UDP-Gal:betaGal beta 1,3-galactosyltransferase polypeptide 6 (gene b3galt6). Gene Ontology annotation, biological process: glycosaminoglycan biosynthetic process. The transcript is spliced from 7 exons. Gene Ontology annotation, cellular component: Golgi membrane. NCBI's taxonomy places the organism in Eukaryota, Metazoa, Chordata, Actinopteri, Clupeiformes, Engraulidae. The record is from RefSeq and is a predicted model, not a curated record. The coding region runs from base 463 to 1572 and encodes 369 amino acids. Gene Ontology annotation, molecular function: UDP-galactosyltransferase activity.
CAAUGAUGCGCACAGUAUGCUGUGUAAACAGGCAGGGGUGAUGUAUGGUCUUACACCGCUGUUGUCGUGAGGAUAAUGCGGCGUAUUUGCAGCUUUUUUGCCCACUUGUAUGGCCUUGCUGUUCCUGCAUCAUCCCCUUGAGGAUUUGCGAGGCUGACUGGUGGCCAUCGGGGUGAAGUCGCAGCAGCUUUUAAAAUGCGUGGCCAUUCACACCAGCCAGAAGACGUGGAGCUUGGUUCUUGGUGGCGUUAGCACAAUCGCAGGCUAACCGAGCUAGCCCGUGUUAGCCAUCCCGACUGUUCCCUGUUCAUUAGCUGGCUUAGGUAGCCACACAUCUGUAGUUAUUUCCUUAGCCGCUCUCCGUCCUGUAUGGAUGUCAAGUAACACAUCAGCAACAUAUGUAACGCUUUGCCAUCACGUUACAUCCCUCUUCUCUGCUAUCGGGCUCUACCAGGCUUCCUGAUGAACUUGGUGCGUGUGUUGUGUCGCCACAAGAUGGCGCUGCUGGUGGGGGCGGGGUGUGUGUUCGCCGUGGUGCUUCUCUUCCUGGCCAAGUGCACCAAUGAGACGCUGCGGCAGACAGGCCACGCCCACCCGGGGCAGCAGCCGCAUGCACAGCCACACGACCUCGCAGACAGUGAGGGUGACCCCCCGGCCGCCCCGCGCGUUUCCAAGGAGAUGUCCACCUUCCUAGUGGUGCUCAUCACGACCGGCCCCAAGUACACAGAGAGGCGGAGCAUCAUACGCAGCACCUGGCUAGCAGACGCACGCACAGACCCCGAGGUGAUGGCGCUGUUCGUGGUGGGCACGGCGGGGUUGGCGCAGGAGGAAGUGGCGACUCUGGGGACGGAACAGAAGCGUCAUCACGACCUGCUGCUGCUACCCGACCUGCACGACUCAUACGACAACCUGACGGCCAAACUCAUACACAUGUACACCUGGCUGGACCGACACGUCAAGUUCAGGUAUGUCCUGAAGGCGGACGACGACACCUUUGCGCGUCUGGACCUGUUGAAAGAGGAGUUGAAGGCUCGUUCUUCUGGCCCGGGGGCCGACCCGGCGGUAGCGGACUCCUGGCGCCCGAGCGCGGGGGGAGGCGGCUCUGGAUCCGGGUCCGAACGGCUCUACUGGGGGUUCUUCUCCGGCCGCGGACGGGUCAAGGCUGCUGGUAAGUGGAGGGAGUCUAGGUGGGAGCUGUGUGAUUACUACCUGCCGUACGCGCUGGGCGGCGGCUACGUCCUGUCAGCUGAUCUAGUGACGUUCGUCCACAUCAACGCCGCGUACCUCAAGACCUGGCAGAGCGAAGACGUGUCCCUAGGGGCGUGGCUAGCACCUGUGGACGUCAAGAGGGUGCAUGACCCGCGGUUCGAUACGGAGUACAAGUCUCGCGGCUGCAGCAACCGCUACCUGGUGACCCACAAGCAGAGUCUGGAGGACAUGCUGGAGAAGCACCAGACGCUGCAGCGGGACGGACGCCUCUGCAAGGAGGAGGUCAAGCUCCGCCUCUCCUACGUCUACGACUGGAGCGUCCCGCCCUCGCAGUGCUGCCAGCGCAAAGACGGCAUCCCAUGAUGCUCUGGGGCAGCAGGACAGGACAGGACAGGACAGGACAGGACAGGACCGGACGCCCUCCUUCACAUCCCAUGAUCCUCUGGGGCAGCAGGACAGGACAGGACAGGACCGGACCGAACGCCCUCCUUCACAUCCCAUGAUGCUCUGGGCCAGCAGGACAGGACAGGACGCCCUCCUUCACCUCCUCCUCAUCACCCUGACAGGACGGGAGACCAGACAACUGCUCUCUCUUGUGCUGUACGACUGGAGCAUAUCGCCAUGGCAACGCUGCCGAGGCAGGGGCGCCGUCCCAUGAACACCCGUCACAUCUCCUCAGCAACGGCUCUACCAACUUGGGGGUCCCUAGGCAAAGUAAGAGACACAGGGCCCUCUUGGGGGUCCCUAGGCAAAGUAAGAGACACAGGGCCCUCUUGAAUGACUUGGGGGUCCCUAGGCAAAGUAAGAGACACAGGGCCCUCUUGAAUGACUUUCUGCUGCCAUUGUCCAUUUCCGGGGCUGACUUUUUGGUCUGGGGGCCCCUCAAGAGUGUAGAUUUGGUGGGGGCCCUAGGCCAUUGCCUCAUAUCCCUAAUGGUAGAGCCGGCCCUGCGUCUCCUAAUCAAGACGUUACGUCAUGAACUACAAAGUCGCAAAGACAGCAUUCUGUGAACUUUGAACUCUUUUUUUUGGGGGGGGGGGGUCAUUUUUCAGAUAGGACGGUGGAGGAGAGACAGGAAGUGAGAUGGGAGAGAGAUGGAGAAGAAGGAGGAAAUGACCCGGCCGGGAAUAGAACCCGGGUCGGCCGCGUAGCACUCCAGUGAGCAGUACAGUUCACGUUGCAGCCGUUAGAGCAGGCGUGGGCAAACUCAGGCCCGGGGGCCACAUGCGGCCCGCUCAGCCAUUUCAUGCGGCCCUCAGAGCCUUUUCAGGAAAAAAAAAUGCAGAUUCAUAUGGCCACUCAUUCUUAAAUUGGCCACCUAAAACAAGGGUCUUGAAAACCUAAGAUUACUAAAGUCUACAUCUAGAAACAAUUAGCAGAAAUGGCAUAACUGACAAUAGUGUAAUUAUGUUGGCGUGCACCAUUUCUUAUUAUUGGCACGGGCAAGUUGCCUAAGACAUCCGUCCCUUUGGUCAACUUUCUAAACCCAAUGCGGCCCUUGGGCCAAAUGAUUGCCCACCCCUGCGUAGAGCCAUGGCUGGGCCGUGAACUUUGAACUCUAACCUUUCACCCGUCUCACAUGUCUUAUGUGACCCCCUGACCUUUUAAAAGAAGACGUUUCAGAGCAACAGGUCAAGCCUUCACAUUGCACACACUUAUC